AUGAUCGGUGUCGGCGCCGAGUUGUCACUCGCGCUGGAGAUCGCUGCCAAGCUGAAGGCCGACAAGGGCAUUACUGCUCGUGUGGUCAGUUUCCCCUCCCAGCGUCUGUUCCAGAAGCAGUCGCUCGAGUACAAGCGCGACACUCUGCGUCGUCACCGUGGCAUUCCUGCUGUUGUUAUUGAGCCUUCAGUCCGAACGGCUGGGAGCGCUAUGCUGAUGCUGGUUUCUAUAUGA
Messenger RNA from Penicillium waksmanii, 234 nucleotides. RefSeq lists its product as uncharacterized. Gene Ontology annotation, biological process: pentose-phosphate shunt. Gene Ontology annotation, molecular function: transketolase activity. Bases 1 to 234 code for a protein of 77 amino acids. The record is from RefSeq and is a predicted model, not a curated record. NCBI's taxonomy places the organism in Eukaryota, Fungi, Ascomycota, Eurotiomycetes, Eurotiales, Aspergillaceae. The transcript has a single exon. Gene Ontology annotation, cellular component: cytosol.